Messenger RNA from Cynocephalus volans (Philippine flying lemur), 2049 nucleotides. It is a transcript of the gene LRRC61, whose product is annotated as leucine rich repeat containing 61. Bases 663 to 1442 code for a protein of 259 amino acids. The record is from RefSeq and is a predicted model, not a curated record. Gene Ontology annotation, molecular function: protein binding. Lineage: Eukaryota; Metazoa; Chordata; Mammalia; Dermoptera; Cynocephalidae. The transcript is spliced from 4 exons.
CCGGUUGGCACGUUCCGGAACUCCCGCCCGCUGUGCGGUGAGGAGCGCGACGGCGGGGCGCUGGCGGCGGCUUUUUCUCAGCGGCCGAGAAGGCGCCGGCGACUGCGGUGCGGAGCCGCGUCCGGCUUCGCGGCUUGGCCAGCGCGGGCUCAGCGGGCGGCGGACUGCCGUCGGAACCUGGCCUGAGGUUGCUGCCUUUACAAACAUGGCUCCCCUGGGGAAUCAAUGGGCUCUCAGGCAUAAACUGCCUCAGUUCCCUCCGUACCACCACUCAAAGACUUGCCUGCCACCAAAGCUAUCCUGCUUCCUUCCUCGGUCAAAACAUUUUACAUUUUAGAUUGAUUCAGAUUCAAGGUUGGCUCUCAACAACAUCAGCCUUGCUGUCAUCUUGAUGUGCUCCAGUGGAAGAGAACAGGGCGGCAUUACUGAUGUACAGUGAUUGGACUAGAUCCCACAUAUACCCAACGGGUCUGUCUGGAAUUAAAGAUCCUGGAGCAGAUAAGGGACCUGCUUGCCGUUGAGUGGGAUAUCGGACACAGGCCUCCUGGAGCUGGCCUGGAGAGAGUUGGGGUGCCUUUCUGGGGGAGAGCAGCCAACUGAACCCCAGUGGCACCCACAUCCUUGUGACAGCACUGCCAAGGCCCAGACCUGACUUCUGUUGCAUGGAGCCUGCAGGUGAAAAGCCCGGAGAGGCUGAUGGGCCACGCAUCACACCCCAGCUGCUGAAGUCAUGCACAGGCGAGUUUGCCCUAGAGUCUAUCCUGCUGCUGAAGCUGCGAGGCUUGGGGCUGGCGGACCUGGGCUGCCUGGGGGAGUGCUUGGGCCUUGAGUGGCUGGACCUGUCGGGCAAUGCGCUCACUCACCUGGGCCCGCUGGCCUCCUUGCGCCAGCUGGCCGUGCUCAACGUCUCCAACAACCGGCUGACUGGGCUGGAGCCGCUGGCUGCCUGUGAGAACCUGCAAAGUCUCAGUGCUGCAGGCAACCUGCUGGCCUCUCCUGGCCAGCUGCAGUGUCUGGCUGGGCUGCGGUGCCUCGAGUACCUGCGGCUCCGGGACCCUUUGGCCCGGCUCAGCAACCCACUGUGUGCUAGCCCUUCCUACUGGGCGGUGGUCCGAGAGCUGCUUCCCGGCCUGAAAGUCAUCGACGGGGAGCGUGUGUCUGGGCGUGGCAGUGAGCUCUACCAGCUGUGCCGAGACCUGGACAGCUCACUGCGCCCCAGCUCCAGCUCAGGCCCCAGAGCCACUGAGGCCCAGCCCUGGGUGGAGCAAGGGUACUGGGAGUCCCGGACGACCCGGAGCAGCUCCAUCCUGGAGGAGGCCUGCCGGCAGUUCCAGGACACACUGCAGGAGUGCCACGACCUGGACCGCCAGGCCCGUGACAGCUUGGCCCAGGCCGAGCAGGCACUCAGCCCCGCAGGAACUACCUCUUCCUUUGUCUUUUGAGUGUGCCCCAUGGCCCAGGAAAGCCUAGCAGGUGAUCUGGCUGCCCAUAUCUCCCUCCCUGCCUCUGCACUUGUCUUCCCGGUUUCCUCAUGGCAGUCACUGGCCCUGGAAACUGGGCUAUUCAUUUAUCCCUGUCCUGACAGCAGCCCCUCACCCUCGCCCUCCCCUUCCCGCUUCAGGAACAUUUCCCCACCCUCCCUGCACAUACUGCAGGGACGCCCCUCCUGAGUGCCUCUAGCAGGUGGGAAGCUCUCCACGGGCAGCUGGCACAUGCUGUGCAGCGGGGAAAGGGCCUUGUGGAGCCUCCAUCCACAGCUGCUGCUGAUCCUGGCUGCUCCAGCUGAGACUUAAUGGGAAGAGUUCCUUCCUCCUAAGGCCACAAGUGGAAAAGGUAGGGAUAGGCGCGCCUCCAGCCCCACUCCUGUCACACUCCUAGGAGUGUUUGGACAGAGUAGAGCGUUCCAGAACAUUCCUGGAAGUUGGAGCUCACCCGCCUUCCAUAUCUGCCUAUCCAGAUGACUGCCUACUGUGGCUCGGUCCUGUGCCUCCCUGGAGCCUUCUAUGCCUGUUCCCACCCACUAAUCCCUAUUAAACAGCUCUGUUUUCA